GGAAGAGGUAACCGUAUGCCGUGCGUCAUAGCGCCAGAUAAGACGCCAUAUGUAAACUGGCUGCCAGUGUUCACGCGGCAUUACGUCUGCUCGAUGGGGUCUUUGAAGCUGCUGGUGGUGGUGGUCUGGGCGCUCUGCAGGGGCCUCGCAGUGGUGGCGAAUAUCAGGAUUGGGGGCCCAUACGAGAUCGAAUUAGAGGAGUUUUCACCAUGCACUGAUAUUGGCAGUCUUGGUAUUAAGUUCAAUGUGCUCUACACUUUUGAACAUUGGAAAGUUGCUUACAAUGGAAACCUGACGUUUCCGUAUGAUGAAGACGACGAGGAACUGCUGACUGCAAUUAGAUUUGACAAAUGGGGCAGUACUGGUGGCUGGAAAUAUGAAGGUACUUUCGAGAGGUACGACAUUAUGACAGUCAUGCUUACCUACUUUCCAAAUGCCUUCAAAAGUUUCUAUGGCAGCAUGGGCAUUACAGGAAAACCAAUGCCAGCCGGUACCUACCAAAUGGUGAACUUCAAACCGAUGAGGCUAAAACUUGUUAACUUUCCUGAAUUGCCGUAUGGUCAUUUCAGGUUAAUGGUGAAACAAUCCAAAGAUGAUAAUCCGUUAGGUUGUCUGGAGCUUCGUGUCUAUAUCAGGGAGAUCCCUUCAUAGAUAGCAGGAAUCUCGAAGAAAGGCAAAAAAGGCAUGCGCAUCAUCGGCUGAAGCACAAGGAAACAGGACUAAAUCGCCUGACUGGAUCAGCAGAAAAAUAAAUAUAUAAAUGAAGUAAAAACAAAAUAAUAGAAAUUAAAAAUUAAAAUAAAUAAGAAAGUAAGAAAUUUC
Schistocerca piceifrons (Central American locust) is the source of this 822-nucleotide messenger RNA. RefSeq lists its product as uncharacterized. Bases 16 to 651 code for a protein of 211 amino acids. The transcript has 5 exons. The record is from RefSeq and is a predicted model, not a curated record. NCBI's taxonomy places the organism in Eukaryota, Metazoa, Arthropoda, Insecta, Orthoptera, Acrididae.